This is a messenger RNA of Mytilus californianus (California mussel), 1835 nucleotides long. Its product is annotated as tubulin beta-4B chain-like. Gene Ontology annotation, molecular function: GTPase activity; structural constituent of cytoskeleton; GTP binding. The record is from RefSeq and is a predicted model, not a curated record. Gene Ontology annotation, biological process: microtubule cytoskeleton organization; mitotic cell cycle. Lineage: Eukaryota; Metazoa; Mollusca; Bivalvia; Mytilida; Mytilidae. The transcript is spliced from 4 exons. Gene Ontology annotation, cellular component: microtubule; cytoplasm. Bases 112 to 1449 code for a protein of 445 amino acids.
CACCCGGAACCCCUCGUAUAAAAAUAGGUUGACCACUCUUCGUUUUCAAUUAAACAAUAACAUUUAAAUAGCAACCACCGUGUGUAGUAGACGUGAACUUUAUUAACGAAAAUGAGGGAAAUCGUACAUUUACAAGCCGGACAAUGCGGAAACCAAAUUGGUGCCAAGUUCUGGGAAGUUAUCUCAGAUGAGCACGGUAUCGACCCCACAGGAACCUACCAUGGAGAUUCAGAUUUACAGUUAGAACGAAUCAACGUCUACUAUAACGAAGCUACAGGUGGAAAAUAUGUACCACGUGCUGUUUUGGUCGAUUUGGAGCCUGGUACAAUGGACUCUGUCCGAUCUGGACCAUUUGGUCAAAUUUUUAGACCAGACAACUUUGUUUUCGGACAGAGUGGUGCAGGAAACAACUGGGCCAAAGGACAUUACACAGAGGGUGCUGAACUUGUAGACUCCGUUCUCGAUGUUGUCAGGAAAGAGGCAGAAAGCUGUGAUUGUCUUCAGGGAUUCCAACUUACACACUCACUUGGUGGUGGCACCGGAUCAGGAAUGGGAACACUACUCAUCUCCAAAAUUCGUGAAGAAUACCCAGACAGAAUAAUGAACACAUUUUCAGUUGUACCAUCACCAAAAGUAUCAGACACAGUCGUUGAACCAUACAAUGCCACACUCUCUGUACAUCAACUGGUAGAAAACACAGAUGAAACAUACUGUAUCGACAACGAGGCUCUAUACGAUAUUUGCUUCAGAACCCUAAAACUUACUACACCAACAUACGGGGAUCUUAACCAUCUUGUAUCCGCAACAAUGUCAGGUGUCACAACUUGUCUGCGAUUCCCAGGUCAGUUGAAUGCUGAUCUUCGUAAAUUGGCAGUCAACAUGGUACCAUUCCCACGUCUCCAUUUCUUCAUGCCAGGAUUCGCACCCCUGACAUCACGUGGUAGCCAACAGUACAGAGCUCUAACUGUUCCAGAACUUACUCAGCAGAUGUUCGAUGCUAAGAACAUGAUGGCAGCUUGCGAUCCUCGUCACGGCAGAUACCUCACAGUUGCUUGUAUGUUCCGUGGCCGUAUGUCAAUGAAGGAGGUUGAUGAACAAAUGUUGAACGUACAGAACAAAAACAGCAGCUACUUCGUUGAAUGGAUUCCCAACAACGUCAAGACAGCCGUCUGUGACAUUCCACCACGUGGUCUCAAGAUGUCUGCCACAUUUAUUGGUAACAGCACUGCCAUCCAGGAACUCUUUAAGAGAAUCUCAGAACAAUUCACCGCUAUGUUCCGUCGUAAGGCUUUCUUGCAUUGGUACACUGGCGAGGGUAUGGACGAGAUGGAAUUCACAGAAGCCGAAUCCAACAUGAACGAUUUGGUCUCAGAAUACCAACAAUACCAGGAUGCAACAGCAGAAGAGGAAGGAGAAUUCGAAGAGGAAGAAGGAGAAGAGGAAGCUUAAACAUUUCCUCCAGCUCAAUGAACUUUAAACUGUUACUUUCAAUCUCUUAUCUUGACAAAUCUUGAAAUCCUACAUUCAAUCAUGAACUUUGAACUCUUGUCUGUUGUUAUGAACGAUUUGGUCUCAGAAUACCAAUAAUACCAGGAUGCAACAGCAGAAGAGAAAGGAGAAUUCGAAGAAGAGGAAGAAGGAGAACAAGAAUAAUUUUAAGAGAGAAACUAAAGAAUAAUUUACUGAACAAUACUAAAUCAUUUGUUUUAAAAAGCGCAAAAUGAAAAAAAAGUCAUUAAAAAAUGUUUGGAUACAAACAAACUCUUGUUAACCUUCACCUAUCUAUUGAAAACUUUACACCAUAUAUAAUGAUAUUAAAUUAUUUGCUAAAAACA